UUUUUUGACUUGUCUUAAAAAACACCAAUUUUUGGAUCUAAAAAUGGAUGCAGCAAAUCAUUUUUUGUCUAACGACACAAAACCCCCCAAAACUUCUUUAAUUCUAAAUUCAAAUCAAUUGGACGAAUUAACAAAUCAAUUAAAAAUUUUAAGUAUUGAUGAUUUGUCCAUAAACAAAAUUGUGGAAAAUUUAAAAACUAUUAAAACGGAGCCACAUGUGUUUGUUGAAUUACAAGAUUUUAUUCAAAAAAAUGGAUUGUUUGGUUUUGUGUUAAAUCAAAUGACCAAUUGUACUUUUGACUUGAACAAAUUGGUAUGUUCAAUUUAA
Meloidogyne enterolobii is the source of this 328-nucleotide messenger RNA. Lineage: Eukaryota; Metazoa; Nematoda; Chromadorea; Rhabditida; Meloidogynidae. The record is from the annotation of a GenBank genome assembly.